Bicyclus anynana (squinting bush brown) is the source of this 1004-nucleotide messenger RNA. RefSeq lists its product as uncharacterized. The record is from RefSeq and is a predicted model, not a curated record. The coding region runs from base 171 to 710 and encodes 179 amino acids. Lineage: Eukaryota; Metazoa; Arthropoda; Insecta; Lepidoptera; Nymphalidae. The transcript is spliced from 4 exons.
UGUCAAAGUCAAACGGUAAGGCGUCCGUUUCAUUUGAUUUUAAAAUGUUUGUUUUGUAUUUUUCAAUUACCUACUAUUGAAAAGUUUUAAAGUUACUUAAAGUUGUAUUAAUACUCUUUGACUUAUAUAAUAAAUCGUGGAUCGUGGCAUAGCUUUAAGUACUGUUAAACAUGGAAAACUCUGAAAAGGAAAGUGAUGCCCAAAAGUCUUUCAGUUCUCCACCCAGAAGAAGGCGUUCAACGUUUUUUGAAAGACGCGAUUCUAUUGUGCCACAACCAGUAAUAGAAAAUAUUGACCCCAAUGUUUGUAAGAAACUAAACGAAGUGGAUGAGAAACGCCAACAAGAUCUAAAAAGGUAUCAUGACAUACUUUUAGCAGAGAAAAAUGAUUGGAAAGCAGAAGUAAAAUGCAGGCGGAAUAAAUACCAUCACUUGAAACAGCAGUUUCAAAUUGCCUCCAAUGCAUCGAAAAAAUCCAGAAUAUCAUAUGCAGUAUUGUCAAAUGAGAACAUAGAGUUUUUGAAAGGAAAGGCGAACAUAUCCCAGCUUGCUGACAGUCAAGCAGAAUUUCACAAAAGCGUGAUGCAAACCCGUGAACUGUACAGGAGAGCAAUGGAGCUCGAUAACAUUGUUUUUGAUUACUGUGAGAAAAAUCUGAGUGCAGUCACUGACCAUAUUUUACAGAAUAGUAAUAUACAGUUUAUAGAAUGACUGAUGAAUGAAUGAGGUAAAAACAAUUGAAUGAACAAACUGUAUAAUAUAAAAUUAAUAUUAUGUAUAUAAUAAUAUAAUGAAAAAUAUCAACUGUUGUUAAGUACUAGCACAACUGCUUUUUUAUUCAAUAAAUAAAAUAUCGCUGAACAUACAUAAUAAACAUACAUCCUAAUCCUCCUUUUUGGAAGUUGGUUAAAGUAGCGUAAAUUUGUCUACUUCCACAUAAGAAUCGGAAUUAUGUUAUGGCAGGAAGAAAAAAAAAUAAAUGAAAAAAAAAAACAACUGGGUUUG